Molecule: messenger RNA, 1874 nt
Organism: Phlebotomus papatasi
Lineage: Eukaryota; Metazoa; Arthropoda; Insecta; Diptera; Psychodidae
Exons: 3
Coding region: 456-1874 (472 amino acids)
Source: RefSeq, a predicted model, not a curated record
UCCAGCUGGCAGAUUUUGCUGACAGCCUCUGAAGAAAAGGAAAGGCGAGCGCUUGCGUCUUAGGUUUUGGGCUUACCGAGUGCGGCAAGAGUGUCUUCGAGAUAGGCAGAUUGUUGUGGCCACUCAACCAAGAUCUGGAGCCUGCGGGAAUCGGUCAUUUCGACCGGAUUAUCUUAAAGGAGAUUUUCCAUUUGCAGGUUGGUGUUACUACCAAAGGGGUAAUUCAUUCCACUAUUGGGAUACUUCUAAGGGUUAUUUAUCAUUACACAGGUCGGUAAAGCCCACAUAUUACUGGUCCUUCGAGGGAACUGGACAGAAUCAUCGACAAAGCAGACGCCCUUUCAUUGCUAAGGACUAUCGAGAAUCAAUCCUUCUUCGCCAACGUCGGCAUUGCUCCUUGCUAAGGAUUGAAUUGCUUGUCCUUCUACACCUGCCCUCGUCAACACUGCUUCAAGAUGGCGAGUAUCGAGCUGAAAGCUCUCCAUAUCGAAAGAGGUAUCUGCAAGAGGAUGCUCACAAACAUUGAGAGAAGAGUCUCUGAGACUUCAAGCUUCACUGAGCAGUUGAUUGAUGUACUUCUUGGCGAAGUCCAGUCUACACUGAAUAGGUUUACACCAAUUCAGACACAAAUUGAGAUUUUCGUUGAUGACGAUCCCAAAUUGAAAGUUCACGAAGAGAAUGAGGGUGACUCAUUCAACAACAGAUGCGUGGAUCUUCGACUCAAACUUGGGCACAUUGCUGAAACAUGCAAAGGGAGUUCGAACGGAAGUCUUCCACAGCAAGAGGCUUUGGACAGUAGCAUCGCUGAUGUUCUACUGAAACAAACGGAUCUUUUGGAUAAGAUCGCUGAGUGGCAGAGGUCUAGCCCAGGAGCAACCAAUUCUGAGAGUAGUGCAACACGCUCCAAACUGCCACAAUUGAACCUUCCGUCUUUUGAUGGAAAAUACAUAGAUUGGCCGCAAUUCAGGGACGCAUUUGCGAAUGCCAUUCACAACAACGAUUCUCUCAGAGAUAGUGAAAAGAUGCAGUAUUUGAAGAUGUAUCUAACUGGAGGUGCUGCUGCGGACAUCAGUACUAUACCGAUCUCCAAUCAGACUUAUCAAUCUACCUGGGACAGUCUGAAGGCUCAGUACAACAAAAAGGUUCACCUCGUGAAUGCAUACAUCCAACAGUUUAUGGCACAAACUCAAAAGAAGGUCGAAAAUGCGUCAGAUUUGCAAUCUGCUAGUAGGAGAUACAAGCAGAUCCGAGAACUUCAGGCAAGAGUGGGGAAAGGACGAAGUGCAGAUCAGAUGUCAACAAUCGAUGAAUUCUUCAAAUUCAUGAGUGACGUGACAGAUGUUAUGGAACGUGCUUCUCAUGGCACUUCUCCUGCCCCACCUUCAGUGCAAAAGACUACCAACAAGUCAAACAAGUCUGGGUUUAAGACCCACCACACGAAUGCUACAAAAUGUCCGGAAUGCGAGGGUGAACAUGCUUUGCCACAAUGUGAGAAGUUCCUGGCACUUUCGCUCUACGAGAGGCGUGAAAGGAUGGCACAACAUCAUCUUUGCUACAACUGUAUGAAACCACAUCAUUCAGCUGCCAAGUGUCAAUCCAAGGGGAAGUGUCAGAAGUGCGGUAGGAGGCAUCACACUCUGCUACACCCUCCAAAGAUGGAUCCAGUUCCGGAAGAGAUUGAUCAAUCUGUGAAACCUCAGGUGAAACCAGUAGCCGCAAAGGAAGUUGUACCUCAGUCACAGAAGACUCCUGAACAGUCACCAACUACUUCUUCAACCAUCACAACUCAUCACUCCGCAGUUCACCGCAAGGCAUUACUGCCAACCGCUAUUGUCAACGUGAGGGAUGUUUACGGCAAGUAUCAGGCUUGUUGA